Molecule: messenger RNA, 399 nt
Organism: Rotaria socialis
Lineage: Eukaryota; Metazoa; Rotifera; Eurotatoria; Philodinida; Philodinidae
Source: the annotation of a GenBank genome assembly
AUGGCUGCUUCGAAUAUCGAUGGAAAUUCAUCGGCUGAUGGCAAAUAUCAUCUAAUUUUAAUAUCUGUUAUUGAUACAAAUGGUUUGUGUGCAGGUGGUUUUUAUGAACCAUUUACAAAAACAAUCAAUGCCUGUAGCGGUUCUUCUGCCAAUGAAAUAGUGAAUCAAGCUUAUGGAGCAUUAGAAGAAACCAUGAAACAUUGGCAUUGUGCACCAUUUGAUUUAAAGAAAAUCAAAGAAUCAGUCGUUUUUGAUUAUGUUGCAUGCCGUACUGAAAAUGAAAUGAUUACAGCUCUUCAACAUGUCAAAAAAGGAACAAACUAUGAAGAUAUUGUUAAAAAUAUUUCAAAAAUGCGAGAAAUAAAUGUUCCUGGAAAAGUUGGUCAAAAACAUGUUUGA